Paramisgurnus dabryanus is the source of this 1203-nucleotide messenger RNA. Lineage: Eukaryota; Metazoa; Chordata; Actinopteri; Cypriniformes; Cobitidae. The record is from RefSeq and is a predicted model, not a curated record.
UAUAUAGCUGUUGGACAUUGUAGUUUCACACAGUUAAACCAAGUUGUCAAGUUCACUAAAUCUUUAUUUUUAUUGAACAGGAAGUCGUAUACACUCAAGGUGAGGUUACAAUGGUCAUGUUGAAGGUCUCUUCCUUCCUUGUCGUUUAUGCCAUAGUUGUGUGCCAGAUGUACAGCUCACAUGCUGCCCCAGCAAGACCUGCUACAGAAUCUCUGACAGACAGACUCGCGCUCAUGGACUAUGAAGCGCGCAGAUUAUUGAGCGCUAUAGUCAAAAAUGUUGUUCAGACGACAGUAGAGGACCUGGAGCCAAGCAAUGAUGAAAACAGCCAGGGCAGAUUCCUGUCCAAGCGUUGCUCCAAUCUCAGCACCUGCGUGCUAGGCAAACUCUCCCAGGAGCUGCACAAAUUACAAACGUUCCCGCAGACGGACGUGGGAGCCGGUACACCCGGCAAGAAACGCAGCCUGCUUGAGGGCAAUCAGUUUACCAGCUAUGAAGAAACAUUUAACAGCAUUUAACUUUAAUGCUUUUAUGCCUCACCCCCUGUAUUAUACUUUACCAACUUGUUGCAUGUGUAUUCUGCCUGCUUGAUUGAUCACACACAAAUGCCUGGUUGCAUUGAUCUUUUCUUCCUUUCUAUCAGCAGAGACAGGCAUGAUUAAAAACAAUCUUAAAUUCUUCUAUAUAUACAGUACCUCAUUAUUAUAAAUGGCAAAUUCAAGGGUAAAAGUUUAUGCGUUUAUACAUCUGGAAUAACUGAAUAUAUGUAUGAUAAAAGUAACACUUACAGAUAAUAAUCACAAUCAUUGUUUGUUUCAUGUGCUCUUUCAGUUCAAUAAAUUUAUUUUUAUAUCAGAAACUCUCUGAUAUAUAUAUAUCUUUUAUUUCAAAAUCAAUUACAUUUAUUGGAUAUUAAUUAAAAUGGGUAUACUUGUGUGUUAUUAAUGACUCAUCAAAACAUCAAGAAUUCUGCAGGUAAGACCUCUUCAUAAGAUAACAUAUGUGAACGUAAUGGUUUUUACGUUUAAUUAUAAGGUGGUAUUUUAAUGUUACAAAUAUCUUUACUUCAUAAUAUAUUUUUGUUGUUUUAUACAGAUAUUUGUUUUUUACACAGUAUUUUAAAUAAAGUAACAAAAUGAUGACUGAAGCAAAAUCAAACAUUAUCAGGGUACUGUUAGCUCUCCUACAGAUGUUUUUCUUUGU